Candidozyma pseudohaemuli is the source of this 996-nucleotide messenger RNA. Its product is annotated as type I glyceraldehyde-3-phosphate dehydrogenase. Gene Ontology annotation, molecular function: oxidoreductase activity, acting on the aldehyde or oxo group of donors, NAD or NADP as acceptor; NADP binding; NAD binding. The record is from RefSeq and is a predicted model, not a curated record. Lineage: Eukaryota; Fungi; Ascomycota; Pichiomycetes; Serinales; Metschnikowiaceae. The transcript has a single exon. Gene Ontology annotation, biological process: glucose metabolic process. Bases 1 to 996 code for a protein of 331 amino acids.
AUGGUCACUAUCGGUAUUAACGGCUUCGGCAGAAUCGGACGUCUCGUCUUGAGAAUCGCCCUUGAGAGAAAGGACAUCAAGGUUGUCGCUGUCAACGACCCUUUCAUUGCUGCUGACUACGCCGCCUACAUGUUCAAGUACGACUCCACCCACGGUCAGUACAAGGCUGAGGUUUCCAGCGAAGGCAGCAACUUGAUCAUCGGCGGCCAAAAGAUCAAGGUCUACGGUGAGAAGGACCCAGCCCAGAUCCCAUGGGGUGCUGACGGUGUCGACUUGGUUGUGGACUCCACCGGUGUUUUCACCAAGCUCGAGGGUGCCCAGAAGCACAUUGACGCUGGUGCCAAGAAGGUCGUGAUCACCGCUCCUUCUGCUGACGCUCCAAUGUUCGUUGUCGGUGUCAACGAGAACGAGUACGCUGGCCAGCUGAUCAUCUCCAACGCUUCUUGUACCACCAACUGUUUGGCUCCAUUGGCCAAGGUCAUUGACGACAACUUCGGCAUUGAGGAGGCCUUGAUGACCACUGUCCACUCCAUCACUGCUACCCAGAAGACCGUGGAUGGUCCUUCCCACAAGGACUGGAGAGGCGGUAGAACUGCUUCUGGCAACAUCAUUCCAUCUUCCACCGGUGCUGCCAAGGCCGUCGGUAAGGUUAUUCCUCACUUGAACGGUAAGUUGACCGGUAUGGCUUUGAGAGUUCCUACUGUGGAUGUCUCUGUUGUCGACUUGACCGCCAAGUUGAAGAAGGACGUCACCUACGAGGAGGUUUGUGCUGCUGUGAAGAAGGCUUCUGAGGGUAAGUUGAACGGUGUUUUGGGCUACACCGAGGACGCCGUUGUGUCUUCCGACUUCCUUUCUUCCAAGUACUCUUCCGUCUUUGACGCCAAGGCUGGUAUCUUGUUGUCUCCUAAGUUCGUCAAGUUGAUUGCUUGGUACGACAACGAGUACGGUUACUCCACCAGAGUCGUUGACUUGGUUGAGUACGUCGCCAAGAACUAG